Nothoprocta perdicaria is the source of this 904-nucleotide messenger RNA. RefSeq names its product solute carrier family 35 member B1 (gene SLC35B1). Gene Ontology annotation, cellular component: Golgi membrane; endoplasmic reticulum membrane. The transcript is spliced from 8 exons. Gene Ontology annotation, molecular function: UDP-galactose transmembrane transporter activity; UDP-glucose transmembrane transporter activity. Bases 102 to 779 code for a protein of 225 amino acids. The record is from RefSeq and is a predicted model, not a curated record. Gene Ontology annotation, biological process: UDP-galactose transmembrane transport. Lineage: Eukaryota; Metazoa; Chordata; Aves; Tinamiformes; Tinamidae.
CGGCCUUCGCCAAGCUCCURAUCCGCUGCCUGGAGGCGGCGCGGCCGGACCGCACGCGCAGCUGGCUCUACGCCGCCUGCUCGCUCUCCUACCUGGGCGCCAUGGUCUCCAGCAACUCGGCCCUGCAGUUCGUCAACUACCCGACACAGGUCCUCGGCAAAUCUUGUAAGCCCAUCCCAGUCAUGCUGUUAGGAGUGACGUUGCUGCGGAAGAAGUACCCGCUGGCCAAGUAUCUCUGCGUCCUCCUCAUCGUCACUGGCGUGGCCCUGUUCAUGUACAAGCCCAAGAAGGGGGCUGGAAGCGACGAGCACGUUUUUGGCUACGGGGAGCUGCUCCUGCUGCUGUCUCUGACUCUGGAUGGCCUGACGGGUGUAUCUCAGGACCACAUGAGAGCUCACUACCAAACGGGCUCCAACCACAUGAUGUUGAACGUUAAUCUCUGGUCCACCUUGUUCCUGGGGGCUGGGAUCCUGUUCACCGGGGAGCUCUGGGAGUUCCUGAGCUUUGCGGAACGCUACCCCAGCAUCAUUUACAAUAUCCUGCUGUUUGGCCUCACGAGCGCGCUGGGCCAGAGUUUCAUUUUCAUGACCGUGGUGUACUUUGGACCUUUGACCUGUUCCAUCAUCACCACAACACGGAAGUUCUUCACGAUUUUAGCAUCGGUUAUUCUGUUUGCAAAUCCCAUCAGCAAUAUGCAGUGGGUGGGGACGGUCCUGGUGUUCUUGGGCCUUGGACUCGAUGCCAAAUUUGGAAAGGGAAUGAAGAAGACAUCACAUUGAGAUUUGAGCUCUGCAGAAUGAACUUUUAAUUUAUUGUCUCGUACCUCAAAAUCUGUUAUGAAACUGGACUCAGGAUGGGUAAUUAGAAGAGGAGUGUUUGAAUUGUUUUUUUUUCUAGGUUUUUU